AUGGGUAAUUUCCUCAAGUACUUCGUCCUCUUCUUCUGCACCUUCCUCUUCUUCUUCACCAUCCCAAUUUCUUCUUCAUCACCCAACGAUCAAACCCAUUCCUCCUACUCCUCCGCCGCCACCAUCGCCCAAUAUCAAGUGUUCCAAGUCAGGAACACGGCGCCGUUCCUCCUCGACCGCCAACAACGCCGGCUGACCAAGAACCACAAGGAACGGGCCGGAAGCAGAAACAAGAAUCCGACCAAGAAGUCCAAGAACAGCGGGCCUUUCUCCGUCAUGCUUCCCAAGGGCUUCGUCCCUCCUUCUGGCUCGUCGCCUUGCCACAACGGAAACCCCAACGACGUCGUUGUCUUCUGCGACCUGGCAAAACCCUAG
Messenger RNA from Argentina anserina (silverweed cinquefoil), 375 nucleotides. RefSeq lists its product as uncharacterized. Bases 1 to 375 code for a protein of 124 amino acids. The transcript has a single exon. The record is from RefSeq and is a predicted model, not a curated record. Lineage: Eukaryota; Viridiplantae; Streptophyta; Magnoliopsida; Rosales; Rosaceae.